This is a messenger RNA of Bursaphelenchus xylophilus (pine wood nematode), 682 nucleotides long. The record is from the annotation of a GenBank genome assembly. Lineage: Eukaryota; Metazoa; Nematoda; Chromadorea; Rhabditida; Aphelenchoididae.
AUGAGUUCUCAGCCAAUUGCCCUUGAUAAUUGCCACAAAAUAUUCGUUGAAAGAGAUUACUCAUCAGGUUUGGAUGUGCGUUUCCAGAGGAGUUUUCCCUCAACGUUAGAUGGAGUCGUAAGUUUACAACGUUCUUUUUGUAUUUUAAUGUUUAGAUUGACGAAAACAGCUGGUUCUACAUGAUAGACAAUAUCAACUCGAUGUUCAAGAAAGCAGAAUCCGUAUGUUUUUUUGCUGAUCCCUUUGAAUAAAAUUCUUUUAGGUAGAGCUUUUCCUGGCCUUUUUUGAUCAAGAGUUUUUUUGCCAUUACUUUUUACAAGCAACUAUUAAAAUUGGGUCUCAUCUUAUCUUAUUCAUGAGAAGAGAUAACUUUGUUGCCUAAUAAUCGAUUCUUUUACCCUACACUCAUCAUUUCCAGGUCAACAUGGGAGCUAUUGGAGAGACUCUAGUCAGCUUUUUUACUUGUUAUCUAGUCCGAUUGUGCACUACGACCAGAUAUGAGAAGCAAUUACAGAUGAUAAGGAAGUUUAUCAACGAACAGAACAAGAACAUCUUUCUGCCAGCCGGAUUAUGCAUUACCGAUCCCAUAGAACGGGGACUUCGAGUGCUAGAGAUCACAGUCCUAUCAUCCGGCGGAGGUGUUCAGUCGCCGACUCGUGAUUUACAUCUCAACCAUCGUUAA